Messenger RNA from Sardina pilchardus (European sardine), 1616 nucleotides. It is a transcript of the gene nuf2, whose product is annotated as UF2 component of NDC80 kinetochore complex. The record is from RefSeq and is a predicted model, not a curated record. NCBI's taxonomy places the organism in Eukaryota, Metazoa, Chordata, Actinopteri, Clupeiformes, Clupeidae. Gene Ontology annotation, cellular component: Ndc80 complex; kinetochore. The transcript has 14 exons. Gene Ontology annotation, biological process: mitotic spindle organization; kinetochore organization; meiotic chromosome segregation. Gene Ontology annotation, molecular function: protein-containing complex binding. Bases 125 to 1495 code for a protein of 456 amino acids.
AGUAAUAAUUCCACAAUGGGUGUAUACCAUUGGAUCAUACCAUCGAAGAAGAAAGUGGGAAGUGACGACAGAGGCGCCAAAAAUCAAAAUUAUUUCUUCCAGUGGACCAUCGGCUGCAGAGACGAUGUGUGACAGCGCAAACACAUUCCCGGUCUACAAGGCGGACGCCUUAGUCCAGUUCUUUCGUGCAGAGGUACUUAUUGGUCAAGAGGCCAAACAUUUCGUCAAAGGUGAUAUCACGCCAACACCCAAGGCAGAUGUCAUACAGCGGCUUUACAUGAGGGUGCUGCAACUGGUAUUUCGCAUCAAGCCAGAGUCCCUGUAUCUGGCACCUUUGUCUGAAAACAUCCAGCAUCCUUCACUAUAUGAGGGGGCUGCCCCAAUCAUGAAUCUCUUCUUGCGCAUGCGCCAGUUCCUGCCCAUGUGCCAUGUUUAUGAUUUUUCACUCAGUGACCUGCUGACUCCUCGGGUCAAGCAGACCAUCACUGUUAUGAGUGGCAUCAUGAAUUUCCUCCACUUCCGGAAACAGAGGAUGGAGGUGACUGCGGCCCACCAGCAGAGCUUUCGGGAGAACAUGGAUAGGCAGAAAGCCUGCACACAGGGGAUUAAGGAUGCAGAGAGAAGAAUAAAGGAAUUGACGACCAUCCCCCCUGAACAGCAGGCCGAAGCUAAAGAACUGGACAAAGCUCUGGCUGAACUACAUGAGAACACCGCACAGGCAUAUCAGGAAGUGAAUAACCUGAAGGCUGAAGUCAGCGAUGGAAAGAAUGAAAAUAAUGAGCAGAUGCAGAAAGUGAACCAACUGAAGACGGACGUGAGUGCGCUCAAAGAGGCCAUCAGCAAGCUCAAGUCCCAGAUCGUGGAGUCGCCGGAGGACCUGAAGAACGAGAUGAUGAAGAUGAAAGAAAACAUCAGAACCAUCAAAAACUCUAAAGAGCUGGCAGAUGAGAAGCUGGUGGAGUAUCAGAUCAGUGUUGCGGCAGUGGAACAGGGCAAAGUGGAGAUCCAGCUCCUGUACAAAUUACUGCAGGACCUCCAGAGCAGCAUGACCAAGGCACACCACCAGCAAGAGGAGAUCCAACAGUUGGCCUCUGAGUACGAGCAGCACCUGAAGGAGCUGAAGGCGGUGGGCGUGGAGGAGGCCCAGCUGAGGCGGGCGCAGGCCAUGAAGCAGGACAAGGAGUCCAAGCAGCAGAUCCGCCGGCAGAAGAAGAAGGAGAUGAAGGACCACCACCUGCGCAACAUCGUGGGAGAGUACGACCGGGUCCAUCAGAAGCGUGAGGAGGUGGUGGAGGAGAUCCACGACCUGAGGAGAGAGACCCAGCAGCUCAGGGCCAAGAUGCAGAGCAUGAGGGACACCUGCAACAAGGAGAUCCAGAAGGCACAGACCCUCUAUGACCAUCUGUUGUGCAACCUGGAUCAGCUCCACAAGCGCAUUGAAAAUCACAUUGUUGAAGGCAGCGCGGAUAUUCACAAAAUAAAGUCAAUUUUCUAGGUGUCUCUUUCUAUCUUACCCUUCCUUACUGUUUGUUAUAUAUUCUGUCCUGUUUGUUAUGUUGAUGUAAGUUAUCACUUAUAAAUGUUGUCAUUAAAGACUUUAGCCAUAACCUUAAAGA